Messenger RNA from Penicillium cataractarum, 1158 nucleotides. Its product is annotated as Zn(II)2Cys6 transcription factor domain-containing protein. The coding region runs from base 1 to 1158 and encodes 385 amino acids. NCBI's taxonomy places the organism in Eukaryota, Fungi, Ascomycota, Eurotiomycetes, Eurotiales, Aspergillaceae. The transcript is spliced from 2 exons. Gene Ontology annotation, biological process: regulation of transcription by RNA polymerase II. Gene Ontology annotation, molecular function: zinc ion binding; DNA-binding transcription activator activity, RNA polymerase II-specific. The record is from RefSeq and is a predicted model, not a curated record.
AUGCCUCCUCGUCGGGCCCAUACCAAGUCUCGCAAUGGCUGUGACCAAUGCAAGCGACGUCGCGUCAAGUGCGACGAAAAAGGGCCCCCUUGCACGAAUUGUAUUUCACGCGAACUCAACUGUACCUAUUUAAGAGCCCCGCCACGCGAUGCACCAACCGCGCGAAGACGUAAUAAUGCGCCCCAGACGCGAGAGCUGGAGAUUCCCCGGCCGUUGGCGCCCAUCAGCCCGGCCUCCACUCCAUCCGCCAUCUCCGGCGUGCGGGACCUCGAGUUGAUGCAUAAGUUCGCCACGGAAACUUUCAGCACUGUCUGUACUUCCGAGUCCAAAUUUCACGUUUGGCAAAUAGUCAUCCCACGACUAGCUUUGCAAUAUGAUUUUUUGAUGAACGGUAUCCUGGCUUUAGCUGCUUUGCAUAUUGCCACGACGGCCGAGUCGCCUACUUCCUUGGCUUAUAUCGAUACCGCACUGCAGUAUCAUAAUUUGUCAUUUGCGCCCUUUCGUGCAGCUAUCGAUAAUCUCACGCCGCAGAAUUGUGAGGCUGUAUUAGCGCAGUCGAUCGUCACUACGGUUAUUGGCAUUGCUUUACCACGAGUCACGGCCCCUCGCGAUGACAAUACCAACAUGACCGAGAACAUCCUCGUGGUGUUUGAACUUCUCCAAGGUGUGAAGAAAAUUAUUCACAUCGGUCGGUCAUGGAUUAAAAUCAAUCUCUACUCUCGGCAGAAGGAACGAAUUGAGUCCGGAGGCCCGCCUGAAUUGGACAGCGACGCAUCCGCUGCCUUUGAUCGACUCGCCAUGUUGAACGAAGAGACCGUGGCUAGUAUGGACCCACAACAAUAUCAUAUCAAUAAAGACGUUAUCGAUAAUCUACGGAACUGCUACACGCUUUAUGCGGGCUCCCAAGAUCCCGGGGAAGUGCUUGCAUGGCUGGCCGCGGUCGAUAAAGAGUUUGUGGAUAACGUGAGGCGCCGACAGCCACUGGCUUUGCUGAUCCUCAUGCAUUGGGGUGUAUUGCUAGGUGAGCUGGAUGGCCGAUGGUGGUGGGCUUCAAACUCGGGCAAAUCAUUGGUUUUGGAGUUGCUGCGAGUGUUGCUUCCUGCGGAUGCUCGUUGGACUGAGUUCUUGUCAUGGCCUCAACGGAGAAUGGGGUUAUGA